AAAGAAACGUCCUCUGCCCUCAGAGGCGCAGCCUUUCCUCAGCCAGCAGAGCGGCUGGCCUGCAGAGUCCCCGCCCCCGGCCGGCCCCUGUGGCCCGCGCCUCCAUCCCUCGGGCCUCGGAAGUGACGCAAGCUCCCCCCCACCGCCGCUAGAUCCGCUGCUGCUGCCGCGGCGGGCGGACCUGCAGCAGGAGGAGGAGGCGGCGGCGGCGGCGGCGGCGGCCGAGGCUGAAGGAAGAUGGCGGACGGCGUGGACCACAUAGACAUUUACGCGGAUGUCGGCGAAGAGUUCAACCAGGAAGCUGAAUAUGGUGGGCAUGAUCAGAUAGAUUUGUAUGACGAUGUCAUAUCUCCAUCUGCAAAUAAUGGAGAUGCCCCAGAAGACCGGGAUUACAUGGAUACUCUCCCACCGACUGUUGGUGAUGAUGUGGGUAAAGGAGCAGCACCAAAUGUUGUCUAUACGUAUACUGGAAAGAGAAUUGCAUUAUAUAUUGGAAAUCUAACAUGGUGGACAACAGAUGAAGACUUAACUGAAGCAGUUCAUUCUUUGGGAGUAAAUGAUAUUUUGGAGAUAAAAUUUUUUGAAAAUCGGGCAAAUGGCCAGUCAAAGGGGUUUGCCCUUGUUGGUGUUGGAUCUGAAGCAUCUUCAAAAAAGUUAAUGGAUCUGUUGCCUAAAAGAGAACUUCAUGGUCAGAAUCCUGUUGUAACUCCAUGCAAUAAACAGUUCCUGAGUCAAUUUGAAAUGCAGUCCAGGAAAACUACACAAUCAGGACAAAUGUCUGGGGAAGGUAAAGCUGGUCCUCCAGGAGGCAGUUCCCGUGCAGCAUUUCCACAAGGUGGUAGAGGACGGGGCCGUUUUCCAGGGGCUGUUCCUGGUGGGGACAGAUUUCCUGGGCCAGCAGGACCAGGAGGGCCACCCCCACCUUUUCCAGCUGGACAGACUCCACCACGUCCACCCUUAGGUCCUCCAGGCCCACCUGGUCCACCAGGUCCUCCACCUCCUGGUCAGGUUCUGCCUCCUCCUCUAGCUGGGCCUCCUAAUCGAGGAGAUCGCCCUCCACCACCAGUUCUUUUUCCUGGACAACCUUUUGGGCAGCCUCCAUUGGGUCCACUUCCUCCUGGCCCUCCACCUCCAGUUCCAGGCUACGGCCCCCCUCCUGGCCCACCACCUCCACAACAGGGACCACCUCCACCUCCAGGCCCCUUUCCACCUCGUCCACCCGGUCCACUUGGGCCACCCCUUACACUAGCUCCUCCUCCGCAUCUUCCUGGACCACCUCCAGGUGCCCCACCGCCAGCUCCGCAUGUGAACCCAGCUUUCUUUCCUCCACCAACUAACAGUGGCAUGCCUACAUCAGAUAGCCGAGGUCCACCACCAACAGAUCCAUAUGGGCGACCUCCGCCAUAUGAUAGGGGUGACUAUGGCCCCCCUGGAAGGGAAAUGGAUACUGCAAGAACGCCAUUGAGUGAAGCUGAAUUUGAAGAAAUCAUGAAUAGAAAUAGGGCAAUCUCAAGCAGUGCUAUUUCGAGAGCUGUGUCUGAUGCCAGUGCUGGUGAUUAUGGGAGUGCUAUUGAGACACUGGUAACUGCAAUUUCUUUAAUUAAACAAUCCAAAGUAUCCGCUGAUGAUCGUUGCAAAGUUCUUAUUAGUUCUUUACAAGAUUGCCUUCAUGGAAUUGAGUCCAAGUCUUAUGGUUCUGGAUCAAGAAGACGUGAACGAUCAAGAGAGAGGGACCAUAGUAGAUCACGAGAAAAGAGUCGACGUCAUAAAUCCCGUAGUAGAGACCGUCAUGACGAUUAUUAUAGAGAGAGAAGCAGAGAACGAGAGAGGCACCGGGAUCGUGACCGAGACCGUGACCGAGAGCGUGACCGAGAGCGCGAAUAUCGUCAUCGUUAGAAGCUGAAGGAAGAGGAUCACCUUCCAAGACAAAACAGUCUUCAUGGGGGAAAAAUGACGCUUGUCCAGCAGUUUGCUUCUUGUGAUUGAACUGAACCUGUAAGGAUUCAUGGAUAAAAUGAACAGGACUAGAUCUGAAUAAAGCAAAUCUGCAUAAAUGGUAACCAGUAGCUCUACUUUUAUUUUUUAUGUUGCUUAACUGUUUUAUUUGAAGGAAACCUGUGUGAUUUAAAAAGUUAUAGCUUUUGCAACUUUAUUACUGGUUAUAUACAUUUGGCCAUUAUGAUGUGCAAGCAAUUGGAAAAAAAGUCAAGUAAAUGCUUGUUUUUGUAGUAGUUUGUUCUUGUUAAAAAUGUUUAUAUGAUAAUGUCUGUAAACAGCAUCACUUUGAUUACAAUAGAUGUAGUGUUGUAAUAAACUGUUUAAUGGGG
Messenger RNA from Gorilla gorilla gorilla (western lowland gorilla), 2327 nucleotides. RefSeq names its product cleavage and polyadenylation specific factor 6 (gene CPSF6). The coding region runs from base 238 to 1896 and encodes 552 amino acids. The transcript has 10 exons. NCBI's taxonomy places the organism in Eukaryota, Metazoa, Chordata, Mammalia, Primates, Hominidae. Gene Ontology annotation, molecular function: RNA binding. The record is from RefSeq and is a predicted model, not a curated record.